GAAAAAGCGAACGCAAUCGCAGGACGUGGAUAUGGAGGAUACGGUGGAGAAGAACGUCGAGGGUGUCGCUGAGAAGAUCAUUGCCGAGGACGAGCAGAGAAGGGCCCAGGAACUCGACGUGUUCAACAUUGCGCCGAAAAGACCCAACUGGGAUCUGAAGCGAGAGACAGACAAGAAGCUGGCAAAGUUGGAGAGAAAGACGCAGGAGGCGAUACAUACUUUGAUACGGCGGCGGUUGGCAGCUGAAAAGGGAGGAGGUCAGGAGGAUAUUGUUGGUGCUAUGAGGGCACAGGAAAAGGUGCAGCAGGCUGAUGAUUUGUCAGAUGAGGAGGAGGAGGAGAAGUAGUCAUUGUACUUUUGGAAAUAAAACACCGGACCGGUACUCCGACCUUAUCCACGAUGGCACCAACACCGUCUCCCGCCUGGGUGUAUCCCACCCUCUCCCUACGCAUUCCCGACCUCGCACACCCCGGCGUCCAUACAUUCCUCCAGCUCCUCGACCCGCACACCGCCCUAACUCUCGCCGUCGAAGCCACCCUGACGCAUCUCUACGACUCCUCUGCGAAUGCGCCGGUUGUCGGGAGCGUCGUCUUGGUGCUACGGAGCAUGGACGGCGUGGCGCACACGACGGGGAGCGAGACCCAUAAAGAGAUCCAUCUGAGUGUGGAUUACAUCGUGAAAAAGGGAGGGCCAGCGGAGGCGGUGCGGCACGAGAUUAUGGGUGUGUUGACGCACGAGAUGGUGCAUUGUUUUCAGUACAACGCGCGGGGGACGUGUCCUGGCGGGUUGGUCGAGGGUAUCG
This is a messenger RNA of Guyanagaster necrorhizus, 802 nucleotides long. RefSeq lists its product as uncharacterized. Bases 32 to 346 code for a protein of 104 amino acids. Gene Ontology annotation, cellular component: U2-type spliceosomal complex; post-mRNA release spliceosomal complex. The record is from RefSeq and is a predicted model, not a curated record. NCBI's taxonomy places the organism in Eukaryota, Fungi, Basidiomycota, Agaricomycetes, Agaricales, Physalacriaceae. The transcript has 2 exons.